Molecule: messenger RNA, 903 nt
Organism: Aspergillus glaucus CBS 516.65
Lineage: Eukaryota; Fungi; Ascomycota; Eurotiomycetes; Eurotiales; Aspergillaceae
Product: RTA1 domain-containing protein
Exons: 3
Coding region: 1-903 (300 amino acids)
Cellular component (GO): membrane
Source: RefSeq, a predicted model, not a curated record
AUGUCGUCAACAGACCACGGAGGCUGGAAAGCCUAUGAAUACAACCCCUCCAUGGCAGCAGCUGUCAUCUUCAUCAUCCUCUACAUCGUCGUGACUGCCCUCCACACCUACAACCUCUUCCGAACCCGAACAUGGUUCUUCAUCCCCCUCGUGCUCGGAGGAUACUUCGAAAUUAUCGGCUACAUAGGACGAGCACUGUCCGCACAGGAGUCCCCAGACUGGACCCUCGGCCCGUACAUUAUGCAAAGCACGCUGCUACUCAUUGCGCCCGCGCUGUUCGCUGCUAGUAUUUAUAUGGAACUGGGGAGGGUUAUUCGUCUGGUUAAGGGCCAGAAUUUUGCUUUGAUUCGGGUGAACUGGAUGACCAAGAUCUUCGUGGCGGGUGAUGUUCUGAGUUUCUUGAUGCAGGCGUCUGGUAAGUCCUAUCUUUCUGAACAGAAGUCACAAGCUGACAACACUGUAGGAGCUGGAAUCUUGGCAAAAGGCUCGCAAGACAUCGGAAACAACGUCAUCAUCGGCGGUCUCAUCGUCCAGAUUCUCUUCUUCGGCUUCUUCGUGAUCUGCUCCAUCAUCUUCCAGGCUCGAAUCACCUCCCAUCCCACCGCAGAGUCCGUGGCCGAUUGUGUCCCCUGGAAGAAGCACCUGUACGCCCUGUAUGCGACGAGUAUCUUGAUUCUCAUCCGGUCGAUUUUCCGUGUUGCCGAGUAUGUCCAGGGGAGUGACGGUUAUCUUCUUUCGACGGAGGUGUUCAUCUAUAUCUUUGAUUCCACGCUGAUGUUCCUUGUGAUGUUGGUGUUUGUUAUUAUUCAUCCGAGUGAGAUUAACUGUCUCCUGGGACGUGGGCGGAAGAUGACGACGAAAGGUGGAUUGAAGCUCAACGAGGUUUCCUCGUUGCCCCUAUAG